UGUUAUUUGUUUUGUUAGCCACGUGUUUGUGUGAUACCAGUACCAUUUAUAGACCAGUGCAUUGAUACUGAAAACAAUAUGAAGCAAAAAAAUGAGUUGAAUGUAAUGGCUGCUAAAAAGAAGCAAAAAUCAACCAGGGCAAGUGGAAAGCUGAAAAUAAAGAAAAAUGUGAAGAUCAAAAGUAAAAAACUUAAACCUACCGGUGAAGAGCAUUUAGGAUCAAUGAGUGUGGACGACUUUUUCAGCAAAGGAAUCGUAGAGUCGGACGACAGCGAUGCGGAGGUUCCGGAAGGUGUAAACUACGAAGAGAAAAGUCUCAAAGAAGGUAAUUGUGAUGAAGUAGAUGGCGCCUCCGAAAGUGACUUGCACAAGAAGUCGCUCGCCAAGCUGCAGAACACCGACCCAGAAUUCUACAAUUUCCUGAAAGCCAACGACGAGAAGCUGCUGCAGUUCGAGUUGUCCGGCAGCGAGUCGGGUGCGGAGGAGAGCGGCGGGGAGGGGGGGGGCGUCCACCGGCCACCCGACAGCCUGGAAGUGGCCAGCGACGACAGCGAGAACGAGGCGGAAGCCGGCGGCUCGCGGCACGUCACGCUGAGGACGGUCAAGUCCUGGCGGGAGGACCUCCAGACGGACAAGACUCCCGCGGCCAUCCGCACCGUGGUGAAGGCCUUCCACGCGGCGCUGCGCAGGGUGUCUGCCGAGGAGGAGGGCGAGUCCGGCGAGCUCAGAGUGGACGACAGCUCGGUGUUCAACGCGGUGAUCCAACUGUGCGUCCUGGACCUGCAACCGGCCAUCAAGAGGUUCCUGAGAAUCUCGGCAGGGAUGGGUCACGUGCAACCGAGCAAAUGCAAGAAGUGGGUGAAGAUCAAGGUGGCUGUGAGGGCGUACUUGAUUGACCUGUUGAAGCUUCUCGGCAACGUCACCUCACCUCACAUUCUGGUCGUUCUUCUCAAACACUUGCACCAGAUGAUCCCCUUUCUGCUCUGCGGUACGAACUCGCCGAAACCCUACCUGAGGAAGUUGGUCGAAUUUUGGUCGACCGGCGAAGAGACGGUGCGUGUCGUCGCUUUCCUGUGCAUCUUGCGACUGUCGACCAGCCGCAGUGCGGACCUGUUGCCGCAGGUUCUGAAGAAGAUGUACAUCGCGUACAUGAACAACUGCAAGUUUGUGUCUCCCAACACGAUGUCCGCCGUCAACUUCAUGCGGCGGUCCCUCGUGGAAAUCUACGCGCUCGACGAGUCCGCGUCUUACCAGCACGUGUUCCUGUACAUUCGCCAGCUGGCCAUCCACUUGAGAAACGCCAUCACCCUCCAGAAGAAGGAGCACCAACAAGCAGUGUACAACUGGCAGUUCAUCCAUUCUCUCCACCUGUGGGCGGAACUGCUCGGGGCAUCGGCCAACAGACCCCAGCUUCAGCCUCUGCUGUACCCCCUGGUGCAGAUCAUCGUCGGGACGCUGAAGCUCAUCCCGACGGCUCAGCACUUCCCUCUGAGGUUCCACUGCGUGCAAAUGCUCAUUCAGCUCACCAAAACGAACGGCGUGUUCGUGCCGGUCCUUCCGUUCCUGCUGGAAGUGCUGAACUCUUACGACUUCGCGAAGCGCCACAAGAAGGUGUCGAUGAAGCCCUUGGACCUCACCUGCUUGCUGCGAGUGUCCAAGUCUCAGAUCCAGGAAAACGGCUUCAAAGAUGCCCUCAUCGAAAAAAUCUACCUGCAGAUUCUCGAGUACUUGGCGAUCGAAGCCCAUCGCAUCAGCUUCCCGGACUUGGUGAUACCUGCCGUGAUGCAGCUGAAGAAGUUCGUCAAGACGUGCAAAGUCCCCAACUACACCAAGAAGAUGAAACAGUUGCUCGACAAGAUAGAGGAGAACUCUCGUUUCGUCGAAAACGAGAGGAGAAAAAUCUCGUUUUCUUUAACCGACAAGAAAGCCAUAGAUGCGUGGGAAGCGACGUUGCGUGAGAAAGGAGUGCCCUUGCUCACGUACUACAACUCCUGGUUCAAGAUCCACGUGCAGCAGAUGGCGAAGAGAGCCACGGACAACGACAAACUGGGCGAGUUCAACAUCCCGGUGCUGAAGAAGUUCCAGAAGAAGAGAGACGUGGAGGCGGAGCGCGAUGGACCGGUGGAGCUGUUCCCUUCCGACGAGUCGGGAGACGACGCGCCCGCCCGCCUCGCACCGAGCACCGCGAAGCUCGAGAAAACCAGGAACAAAAAGGAAGUGGUGAAGGAGUUGCAACACGAGGAGACAGACGUUGAAGUUAAGGCAGACGAUGAGCUUGCUGAGGAUAUUAUUGAAGAUUUUACGCUAUCAGAUCUAGAGUGAGCCUUGCAAACUUCUUGGUUGGUUCUUGAAUUUAAAUUUAAGUGAGCAUUAAGCAGCAUUGAUGAGAAUAAAAUAUUAAAGAAAUAAGGAAAGUGUUACAUUAUGAAGAUGCAAAAUAUCAUAAACACUUACGAUGUCAGUGUUUUGAUCUAAUGUUGAUUAAACCUAAUUUAUACAUCAUGCUGGCAUUUGUAUUGUUAUCUUCCUGUAUUCAUUAAAAAAUGAAUUGAAAAAUGAAUUUUAGUAGAGAUUCAGUGCUCAUGAACCAAGUCAAGCCAGCAACUUUGAGUCUGGUCUCCCAGGCAGAUGAGAGACAUGUGCAAGGUGUUAGCUGCUGCUGCUUCUUCACUCGCUUGGUUUUUAUUGGCCAGUAUACAUCUUUGUGCUGGUCUCGUUCAAGUGCCGGGCCACGGUGGUGGAUUUGUCGGAAGUCGGAACACGUGCCACUCCUGACCAGAUCACACUCGCCAUUGUUUGCAAGUUAGAAACCAGGGUUUAUACAAACUAACAACUGGUAAACCAAGACUAUUUCUAAACCUUAUAAUUAAAUUACCUUACAACUUUUUUUAUUGUAGGUAGUGACAAGAUUAUUGGUUCUAGUUUUGGUCCAAUUUCGUUUUUAAAUCAUGAUUUUGGUGAUAUUGUUUUUUUAUUUUGAUAAAAGCUAUUUUGUAAGACUUAUUUCACCAAAAUAGGGGUAAAAUUUCUAUGCUGCAUUUUUACGGUAGAAUAAUUUUUAAUGUAUCUAAAACAGUUACAUUUGAUUCAUGCACCAUGGUAAGAUUUUUUGUCUGGAAAUAGACGUUCUUUGGUUUUGAAACA
Molecule: messenger RNA, 3144 nt
Organism: Bacillus rossius redtenbacheri
Lineage: Eukaryota; Metazoa; Arthropoda; Insecta; Phasmatodea; Bacillidae
Gene: Noc2
Product: nucleolar complex protein 2 homolog
Biological process (GO): ribosomal large subunit biogenesis; negative regulation of transcription by RNA polymerase II
Cellular component (GO): Noc1p-Noc2p complex; nucleolus; nucleoplasm
Molecular function (GO): histone binding; transcription corepressor activity
Source: RefSeq, a predicted model, not a curated record